AUGACUUCAGUUCCUGAGAAUAUUCCUAAACUCAACCUUUAUAAUUUUGAAGAACCACAGUACGAAGACUGUGACUAUGUCCUAACCAGUCCCCGAUCAUUGGAAGCGUGUUCAAGGCUGAAUAUCAAGCCUGUGGACCUUUUACAUAAACCCCUUGAAGAGUUUAAAGAAGAGCUCCAGGAAUAUGAUUUGCAGCCCAGUACCAUUUACUUCUUUUAUAAUGAACACGAAAAUAAGCGCCAAAAUAACUUACAGAGAUGCUGGGAAGAAAGAAGCCAGAUUAUUAAGGAGGAGAUGGAGGAGGGGAAAAAGGCUGCCCUCAAAGAAUUCUCCAACGAUGAUCUUACCAACCAGGAGUUUUCUGCUGCAAUUGUUCCUGUUUAUAAUUACAAGAUUGAUGACAUUCUUGGAUAUGGAGACACUGAAGCUUUUACUCAGAAACAAAGAACAAGAUCUUCUUUGUCAAACGACAGAAUCACCAAAGACAUCAUCAAUGAAUGGUACUUGAGUGUCUAA
Acanthosepion pharaonis is the source of this 516-nucleotide messenger RNA. Lineage: Eukaryota; Metazoa; Mollusca; Cephalopoda; Sepiida; Sepiidae. The record is from the annotation of a GenBank genome assembly.